This is a messenger RNA of Leguminivora glycinivorella, 2252 nucleotides long. RefSeq names its product facilitated trehalose transporter Tret1-2 homolog. Gene Ontology annotation, biological process: transmembrane transport. NCBI's taxonomy places the organism in Eukaryota, Metazoa, Arthropoda, Insecta, Lepidoptera, Tortricidae. Gene Ontology annotation, molecular function: transmembrane transporter activity. The coding region runs from base 17 to 1486 and encodes 489 amino acids. The record is from RefSeq and is a predicted model, not a curated record. The transcript has 9 exons. Gene Ontology annotation, cellular component: membrane.
UUUUAAGAAAAGUAAAAUGUUAAAGUAUACGGUGAAGAAAUAUUGUUCGGAAGGGAGCAGGAUUAAUCAAGUUGUCAUGGCUUCUUUAAUGGUCCUCCCCGUGUUCUCGUACGGCAUGGCAGUGGGCUGGCUGUCUCCCAUGGGUCCGCGCCUCAUCAACGACCCGAGCCUGUCCGCGACCGUGUCCACAGACGUGCUGUCCUGGAUGGCAUCCGUGGUGUAUCUGGUGGGGACGCCGGCCGUGUUCCUCUUCGGGUACAUCGUGGACAACUGCGGGAGGAAGAGGGCGCUCAUGCUCACUUCGCUGUCUAUGGCUGUAUGUUGGGGUCUCAAACUUUACUCCACAUCUACAUGGGCCCUCAUCACAGCCCGAGCUAUCAUAGGCCUGGGAGUCAGUGGCUCCUACGUGGUAACCCCACUCUACAUCAAAGAAAUAAGCGAAGACUCCAUCCGCGGAACUCUUGGAAGCCUGGUCGUCCUCAGCCAGAAUCUCGGCAAUCUUGUGGUGUAUAUUAUGGGAGAGUACUUGAGCUACCAUGCGGUUCUGUGGAUCUGUCUGGCAGUGCCGCUGGUGCAUUUGCUGGUGUUUGCCACGAUGCCUGAAACGCCGUCUUACUUGUUGAAGUGUGGAAAGGUUGAGGAAGCUCGUGAAGCCCUGGGAUGGUUGCGAUGUCGCCAGAGUUCAGAAUCAGUGGACAACGAGUUGAAGAUGCUCCUUAUAGAACUGGAGCAGAACAAGACAAACCAGUUCCGAUACGCCAUCAAAACUCUUGCAUCAGACCGCAUUGCCUUCCGUGCCUUCAGGAUAGUGCUCACCAUAACUCUGGCUCGGGAGUUGUGUGGCUGCCUGGCUGUCCUCCACUUUGCGUCCAAGAUCUUCAGUGAAGCCAACCAUAGCGGCAGCUGGGUGUUGACGGCCAACCAGCAGACGGCAGUUUUGGGCGCAGUGCAGUUGUUCGGCUCCGUCACCGCUUCCACCUUGGUGGAAAGGACUGGAAGAAAGCCUCUUCUGGGCCUGACCUGCUUCGUCUCGGGAGUAUCCAUGUGUCUCCUGGGCUCCUGGUUCGCUAUUGGAGGCGGCGGCUGGCUGCCUGUAGCUGCGCUGUGUCUCUGCAUCUAUUGCGAUGCUGCAGGGUUGCAACCUGUACCAUUUGUGGUGAUGACCGAGAUGUUCUCCUUCCAACUCCGCGGCACUGUGACCUCUCUAGUCAUAGCCUUCGCCUGUGCCCUAGUCUCCAUCGAGCUCCGAUUCUUCCACCCACUUUCCGAACUGGCCGGUCUCCACACAGUCUUCUUCCUAUUCGCUGGUGUUUGCAUCGUCAGCACUGUGUAUAUCGUCAUCUGCGUGCCAGAGACAAAGAUGAAGACCAUAGACGAGAUCUACGCUCGGAUUGGCGGAAAAAAUCAAGAUGACGGGAAAAUUCAAAAUGGCGGAAAAGAUGGCGCCAAGCGGAACUGUGAAGCGCCUGACGUAACGCGGUUGUAGGUUAAAUUUUAGGUUAUUAUUUAUUGUUUGUUUAGGAAUAAGUAGUUGUGGAUAUUGGUAAUGUGAUUACCGAAUUGUAUAGUGAAUGAGAUUUAAUUUGUUUUUAGUAGAAGAAAAUUUGUUCCGUUUAAAGUAAGAAAAUGCUAAAGAUAGUUUAUAAAGAUGGAUUUUAAAUGUUUAGCCAUUAUAUUCAGGGUAAUAUUUAGUUUGGCAACAUAUUAAAUUAAAAUCUCUUACUGCAUGUAAUGUACCUAAUAAAAAAUAACUAAGUAUGUAGUUUAAAUUUGAACUUGAAAUGCUGUCAAUAGAGAUGAAUAUCAUUCCUCCAUACGCAAUUAUUGUGUUGUGUAUGUUUUAACCAAAAUGUUUUACGUAAUACUUUGAUUGAAUGAUUAGGCGUUUUUAGAUUUGAGAUAUAAAUAGAUUGCAUCUGUCGCUGUGUUUGAAAAAUAACUCCAAGAUAGUAGGUACAGUCGGUCGAACAUGUUUGUCAUUAGAAAAUUGCGCAAAAUUCGAAAUAUCCCAUGGGACUAUAAAGAUUCGCGGCCACAUUAAAAAAAACUCUUUUCUAAUGACGGAAAUGGCUUGACAGACUUUGACUGUAGAUUUUUCGUCAGUUAAUUAGUUUAUCGGACAUUUCAACUAUUUGUUAUAAGUUUAGAAUCGAUGUAUUGGAUAGUUAUUGUAAUGUAUUGUAGAUUAUAUUUACAAUUAGCAUUAUUGUAAAUAGCGAAGGCGUUUAGAUAAAAAUAGAAAAUACUUAAAA